AGUCAGGUGGUACUACGCGUGUGGGGUGUCUAUAAGUGGGAGAAGUGGGCAUGGCACCAAGAUUCAGGGGGACCUGGUAGGCUGACUGUGGGCAGCUCUCACUGACCGCCCCCCUCUGUUAGCCACACCCAGGGAUCCACGAUGCCCAGCUGUGAUCGUUCCUGUGGCUGCAGCCGCGGCCCCAACGUGGAGGAUGGCAAGUGGUAUGGGGUUCGCUCCUAUCUCCACCUCUUCUAUGAGGACUGUGCGGGUACUGCCCUCAGCGAUGACCCCGAGAGGCCCCCUGUCCUAUGCCCCCGCCGACCCUGGCCCUCACUGUGCUGGAAGAUCAGCUUGUCCUCAGGGACCCUGCUUCUGCUUCUGGGUGUGGCGGCCCUGACCACUGGCUAUGCAGUGCCCCCCAAGCUAGAAGGCAUCGGUGAGGGUGAGUUCCUGGUAUUGGAUCAGCAGGCAGCCGACUAUAACCGGGCCUUGAGCACCUGCCGUCUGGCAGGCAUGGUGCUUUGUGCAGCAGCGGGAGUCCUCCUGGCCAUCUGCCUGUUCUGGGCCAUGACCAGCUGGCUGAGCCAAGACACCAAAGCAGAACACUUGGACACCGAAGUUAAUGGCCAUGUGGAGGUCUCUGGGGAUGAGCUGGAGCAGCAGCUGUCCCCCAUCUUCCGUGAUACCAGCAGUCAGUCAUGGUUCUCACCACCCCCCAGCCCCUUUGGGCAAUCUUCUGUGCAGACCAUCCAGCCCAAGCGGGACUCUUGAGUUGCCCACUCGGCCAGAGGAGGAGCUGGGCCUGGGGCCUGGGCCCUUCUUCCUCUCCGCCAUGCUCUGCCUUCCCACUGUCUCCCCAACUUCUCCCUUUCAGCAGGGCCUGUUUCAUCCAAGCCCCCAAAAGGCCCGACUCUAGGUCAGAAAGUCUGGAGGUCAAAUCUCCCUGUCCCUCCCCCAUGGAUAGGACUAUAACUCAUCCAAGAUGCCAAUCUUCCCCAAAUCCUCCUAAAAGGUCACACCCGCUCCUCCUUUCCAAGGCCCCAGAAAGGAACCGGAAACAUCUGCUUCAACCUGGCCCCUGCUCUUCCUGCUGUGUGACCUUGGGCGAGCCCCUUUCCCUUUCAGACCAUCAAUUCCUGCCUCUGUACUAUGAGGGGUUUGGACCAGAUUUUGAGUUCUGUGACCUUCCUGAUCCUUUCUCCCAGCGUAUAAGCACUGCCCUCCACAUGCAAGGAUGAGCGGAAGGGUUAAGGGGUGAUUCUCUCAUCCACCAGGAUGCCUCGGGACGAGUCAGAGAUGCUCCCUUGGCCUUCCUUUCCAGGAUGGUGUGAAAACAUCCUAAUUUACCCCAUGUAGUAUGUUUUCUGCAUGCAUUUGACAUCAGAGCCUCACAGUCUACUGUCACAGGGUUAUUAUUGGCCCCGGUUUACAGAUAAAGGGGCCGAGCGCAGCUGAGAGUUGAUGUGUCCAAGGUCACACAGCAAGGCAGUCCACGGGGACUCAGAGCCACAUCUUCAGACCCCUCCUACUCCAGCUCUUGUUCCACAUCUCACUCUGUCCUGAUUCCCAGGGAGACCCAGUGGGCAGGGGGCAGCGUUGGCCCAGAGAGGCUAGCCAGAGGCCUGAUGGUCCCAGGUAACUUGGAAGAUAUUCUGGACAUGGAUUUAAGUGGCUUCUAAAAGGCAGAAAGCAGGAGAACUGGGAUGUCUUUGCUCUCUCAAAGUCCCUCCACCUAGCCCCAGACUCUGACCUGGAGAGACCAGCGGCUCAGUCCUGCAGGCUCCCCAGCCAGUGGCGUUGUAUUAUCCUUUCUCCACCACUAGGGGGAGCUCCAAGACAGCUGGAGAGAAGUGCUCAUGGACUUCCCAGCUCCCGGCCACUCCCCAACACCACCCGUAGCCUGGACAAGCCUCCUGAAUGGGUCCUCAUUCCUCACCAGGCCAGGACCUACCACCCUUGUGCCCCUUGCCUUUCCUCAUCCUACACCCUUUGCAUCCCACCUUC
Messenger RNA from Loxodonta africana (African savanna elephant), 1986 nucleotides. RefSeq names its product neurensin 2 (gene NRSN2). Bases 142 to 753 code for a protein of 203 amino acids. Gene Ontology annotation, cellular component: neuron projection; transport vesicle; neuronal cell body. The record is from RefSeq and is a predicted model, not a curated record. NCBI's taxonomy places the organism in Eukaryota, Metazoa, Chordata, Mammalia, Proboscidea, Elephantidae. The transcript is spliced from 2 exons. Gene Ontology annotation, biological process: nervous system development.